AUGAAUGAUCAUCAAAGUCAAAUAUUAGCUCAAGCUGUUCGAGCUCUUUCACAAGAGCAUGAUAGUGCAACUACUACAAUUACAACUCCAGAGGAUGAAAAUACACAAAGAAAGAAUGCUACCCCUAGAAGAAGAUCAAGAAGAGCAGCCUCACAGAAGGCAUCGGAGACUUUGAAUAAAAUGGCAUCUUUAAAUGAUACUACUCAAAUAGAAGAUGAGGAUAAUAAGGGUACAGAUAAUAACGAUAAUUUCUUAGAUAAUAUAGAUAUAGCUAUUAGAUCAAACGAUAUGAUUAGUAAUAUGAAAAGAAAUAUGAAGAGAGGUUCUAAAAUGCCUAACGUAAAUGGAACUAGAAAUAAGAAAAAAGUGAAUAGGAAAAAGAAGGCACAAUCUGAUGAUGAGGAUUUUGUAUUGAUCGAGAGUGAUAAAGAUAGUGAGUCUGAAAAUAACACUAGUAUAGUGGAGGAUGACUAUGACAAUGAUAUGAUGAUAGAUGACAAUCUGAAAGAAGAUUUGAAAUCUGAUCAAAAUAAUGAUAAUGAUUUUGUAAUAGAUGAAGGAGCUACUAAAACAAGAAAGAAAAGAGGUAGAAAACCAAAAGACCCCACCAAAAUAAAUCAACCUAAAAGACAAAAAGCUAUGUCAAAAAAACAAUCUAUAUAUGUGACUAAAAAUAGGAUUAUUAGAGCUUUGAAGGAGCUAUCUAGUACUAGAGAUAAAUUAGAACGAAUAUAUGGUUUAAAUAAAGAUAAAUUAUUACAACUAGCUAAGAUUAAAGAAGGUUUUGAAUCUAAUCUUUUUGAUUUCCCAAAAUCUAAUAUAAGCCAUGAUUCCAAAUUUUAUGUAAGUAAUGAACCAGCUUGUAAUAAAUUCCAAAUAAAUGAUGAAAUGUUUGUUCGGAAAGAGACCAAUUAUACACAAAUAAAUCAAGAAACCUUCGAAACACUCUUCAUGUAUAGAAAAGAACCAUUAGAUGUUAUUGUAGGCGAGUUCGAGUCAUCUCUACAGAAUAGAGAUAAGAUUGAGUUUCCAGUGUUUGAAAAUGAUAAAAGACAAGGCCUCAUAUAUAAUUCAGGUGCCUUAAUAACUGAUAUUGCAUGGUUAAAUAAAGAGUCUGACACAGACAAUAUAGAAGAACCACAACAUCAGUAUUUAGCAAUUGCACUUUCACAAUAUAUGGAUAACCCAUCAGAUCCACAUUUAGAAAUGUUUGAUAGAGAGAAUCAUAUAUCAUGUAUUGAAAUUAUAGAAUUCACACCAGAAACCCUUAAAUUUGUCAAACGACAAACCAUUUUACAUGAUUUUGGUGAUGCUUGGAAUUUAAAAUGGCAUGAAGGUUAUAAUAGUGACAAAAAUAUAGGCUUAUUAACAUUUAUUGCUCAAGAUGGUUCAUUCAAAGCUUUACAGAUCCAUAAUGUAGAAGAGAAGGACUCGCCUGUUUUAUUGCAAUGUACAAAGGCUUCUAUCUCAAUAUCGUUAAAUGAUUCAAAUAUAACAUGUUUUGAUUACAUAUCACCCACAUCCAUUGUAUGUGGUUUUAAAAAUGGAUAUGUUGCAGAAUUUGAUAUAUUUGAUUCUAAUCAAAUACCCUCCUAUUAUCAUAAAAUUCAUGAUACAUUUAUUGUAUCUAUAGUGACAACAUAUUCGCCGUUUGAACCAACUACUGUAAGCGCGUUAGCAGUUGAUGGCUAUUUCCAUUUAUUUGAUCCAAGAGAUAUAUUUAGCACAAAAUGUACUGUAUCAAGACUUCGUGGUAAUAACAUCAUGCCAAUAGUAUAUGCCCCACAAUUGUCCUUGUUAUUGUUCAGUGAUGCAUCUAAUUCUAUUAGAGCAUUAACUGCUAAAGCAUCAUUUGCACCACAUAAUGUUAUGUCAAGAGAAUCCACAGUAACCUCUUUGGGAACAGCAAAAUUCCAUCCCUUUUUCUUAACAGGUACUGCUGAUGGCAAAGUAUAUAUUGAUAAUUUGUCGCGAAAAAUUUUAACUGGGAUCAAGAAUUCUAAUACUAUUCACAAAUCCCUAAAGUUAUGGGGGUGGGAUUAUGAUAUGCAACAGAAGAAAUAUAGAUUAGAUCAUACUUAUGAAGUUUGUAGGUCAGUUAAUGGUGAAAUCAACAAAAUUGGGAUACAUCCGCCUGGUGUCUCAAUCUCCUCUAUCAAGUGGAAUGAAACCAUUAGAGGCUGUAAGAUUUAUGCUUUUAGUAAUAAUGCAGGAUUAUUGACAAUUGAAAAAUUACCGCUUCAAUAA
This is a messenger RNA of Arxiozyma heterogenica, 2247 nucleotides long. RefSeq names its product transcription factor TFIIIC subunit TFC6 (gene TFC6). Gene Ontology annotation, molecular function: protein binding. Gene Ontology annotation, biological process: transcription by RNA polymerase III. The coding region runs from base 1 to 2247 and encodes 748 amino acids. NCBI's taxonomy places the organism in Eukaryota, Fungi, Ascomycota, Saccharomycetes, Saccharomycetales, Saccharomycetaceae. The transcript has a single exon. Gene Ontology annotation, cellular component: transcription factor TFIIIC complex. The record is from RefSeq and is a predicted model, not a curated record.